Talpa occidentalis (Iberian mole) is the source of this 6459-nucleotide messenger RNA. It is a transcript of the gene RTN4R, whose product is annotated as reticulon 4 receptor. Gene Ontology annotation, molecular function: protein binding. Bases 4436 to 6016 code for a protein of 526 amino acids. Gene Ontology annotation, cellular component: plasma membrane. The record is from RefSeq and is a predicted model, not a curated record. NCBI's taxonomy places the organism in Eukaryota, Metazoa, Chordata, Mammalia, Eulipotyphla, Talpidae. The transcript has 2 exons.
UGGUCAGGGUAGGGGCUUCGUGACGGUUGGGUGUGGUCCAGCGUCCGAGAGCCCCAGCUUCAUUGUGAAAUGUGGGUACAAGGCAAGGGUGGGGGUAUCUGGCUACCUCCACCCUUGUCUCUCCGACUCAGGUCAGUCUGCUGCAGGAUGAAUGGGGACGUUAGUGGCAGUAGAGGGUGUGGGGGCGGGGCUGACCCAGCGCUCCCCCUCCCUUAGGCGGACUUGGGGGAAGGCAUCCAAGCAUCCCCCAUCUUGCUGGGCUCAACUGAGAGGCAGAGGGAGGUGGUGGGAUUCACAGUACUCCCUCCUUGGCAGCCCCCAUGGGCUGGUGUGCGGUCCUGAGACUGGGGGUGGGAGGUGAACUCCUAGGGGCAAUUUGGGCAUGCCCUGCCUGGAGGGUUCUCCCCGGAUGCCCACCCAGGCUGUCCUGUUGAUGUCCACCGUGCCGCAGGCUGCACACACGUUUCCUUGCACGUGGCUGUGUCUACAGGGCUGCACACUGCAUGUGCACUUGCAUACCAGGCUGCCCUAGUGUGCACGUGCACACACACACACUUUGGGUGCACAUCUGUGUCCUUGCCCCCGCCUGUACGCCCACGGUCACAUGCAUGCACAUAGCAUGCCUGCUGUGGUCUCCACACUGGCACAUGUUGGGGCCCCUCAGUGGAAAUCACUCCCUGCUCCUACAUGCACAUGUGUUGAGGGGGAGGUUCUGGGCAGCCAGAGCUCACAGAUAUAAGGGUGAGAAACCCUGCUCCAAGAGCCUGGCCCCACCUCCAUCUGCCUGCCCUGUGUCCUGUGAGUCUCCCCUUCACAUCCCCUGGAGCCUCUGUGUGUGUGUGUGCACGUGUGUGUGCACGUUGCUUCUUUUUGCGUGUCCCUGUGUGCCUGUGGGCACAUUUGCAUGAGUCUCUUUGUUUCUGGCUAUGGGAGCCCUUAUGUGCCCAGGGGGACUGUGUCCAGGUUCUGCAGGAAUCUAGCAGAGGCCCUUGGAAUGUGUUUGGGGGGGCUUAGUUCAGUGCCCCCAGGCCAGAGUGUGAGCCACUCCUCGCCUCUCCUAUGCUGGUGUAAUAGUGGCCAGUGGGGUCUGGAACCCACUCAGGUAGGGAAGGCCCAUUUUAAACCUUAAGGUCAAUACCGUGACAAACAGGUGAGCCUCAUGGCAUACUUGUCAGCUGCUGCUCGGCCCAACCCAGGGCAAGAGUGUGCCCCCCACAAGGCUGAUCCAGAGUGACCUCAGGAUCAGGUUGCAGGUAUUUUAGCUUCUCCAUGGUGGCAUUCUUCUUUGAGGAGGGGUACCUUGGUAUGUCACCUGCCUCAGGGACUGUGUGGGGUACUGAGGUAAGACUGUUGGUACCCACUCUUCCUGUGGUGAGGAAACCCCCAAAAUGAAACUCAAAGAAGUCAGGCCACACUGCCUGAACUCCUGCCACCAUCAGUGCCUAUGGAGACAAGUGUCCCUAUAGUGUUCAGGGGUGAAACAGGGCAGGCCAGAGGUAGGUCCCUUGACAGGAUGAACAGUGGGACUGAGCAUUCUGUUUUAAACCUCAGUCUUUCCAUCGGUAAAGCAGGUGUCAUCCGCCCUCCCAUUCCAUUCGGGAUAAAGAGAGCUGCCAUUCAAGAGGCUGUGCCAGCGGUGCUCAGCACCCCACUCUACCUGGCAGAGGGCCAUUCACAGACUCUGGCUUCUGGGUGUGGGAUGGCCAGAGAACAGUGACCUGGAUCUAGGUCUUGGUCAAUCUAUCGCUAGCAGAGUGACCUUGGGAGGGACAGUCACAACUCCAUGCCUACAAGGGGCAGUUUUCAGACCACCCUGAAGGAUAGUUGGGAGCACUUCAGGGCCGAAGCCCAUGGAAUUCUGAGCCCAGUGUUUCUGCCUUCAAAACUCCCAAAUACCAUGUCCCUUCCCCGUCAGCAUUUCCCACUGCAGAGAAAUCUUCUCAGACCCUUUACAUUAGCACCCAGACCCCUUCCUCCUACUCCCUGCAAACAAAGAAAUAAAGGCCUGUGGAGGCCACAGAGGAGUUGGAGUGGAACAGACCAAGAUGGGCCAGGAGGGAGAAAAGGCACUGUGGGAGUAUGGAGGUGGCCACCACUGUGUUUUCCAAACUGGGGAGCAUCCCGCUCUGCCCAUCACCAGCAAGGAGCCUGCAGAAACCUGAGCCCCGGAUUCCCCAUGUGAGGAUUUACUUUCAGUGUACAAAGAGCCCUUCAGUUAGGAUGGUCCUCUUCUAUGCUGGUAGGGAGGUAGGGAGAGGGCUGAGGGAGGAGAACCUGGUCUAGUGGGUCUCAACUAGCAAGAGGGCUUGUUGGGGGGUCUGCAGAAGACAUGUUGGGCUGGGACUCUGGAAAGUGGGAGACAAAGUCCUGGGAGGCUGAAGGCUGCAGUGCUGAGGAUUGUUUGCUAUUGUUCUUUGCUAGUGAGAGACUUUAAGAGGCCAGAAAUGUGAUGUAGAGCUUCCUCCACAUUGUCUCAACCCAGCCUUGGGCCAGAAGAUCUUCCCUGUCCUGUCUCACCCAGUGUCUCCCUGACAUUGGCCUCCCUCCCUCCCUCCUUGCCUUGGCCUUGAAUUCAUGGCUUUGUUCGUGGAUCCUUUCAGCAGCUGCCACAGCACCGGGAGGGUCCCAGUUGGUGGAAGCAGAGGGAACCCACCCCCAGUGCUGCCUUUCUUGCUGCCCAGGGUAAGAGGCCUAAAGGUCUCCACAGUGUCGCAGUAUGUGCACCAAGAGAAAGGGUCAGAUGAACUGAGCAUGAAGAAAGAGUUCUAUGAUGAAUAAAUGAGCGAGUGUGUCAGGGAAUGAGUGUGAGUUAUUGUCCACUCCUAAGCUGGCCCUGCCUUGGGAUUCCUGAGGGUUCCUGGCUCUUGGCUGUGCCUGGCUCUUGUGCUGCCCUAUUGCCAACCUGGUGGGUCCUGAUGUCUGACUCUCAGGCAGGGCUGCAUGGGCCCCUGGCCACCCAGGGUCUGGUGGGACUCCAGAGCAGCCAGCUGCUCAUCUGCCCUUGUGGUUUUGCAGCAGCACCCACCCCCACCCACACAUGCAGCCUCUGCACCUGUAUGGCCUUCAUCCUGUGGUCUGACUGAUCCCAGCAACUCAGUCCAGACACAUUUGCUCACGCACUGACUCACUCAUUCAUUCAUUCAUUCAUUCAUUUCUCCCUAGCCUGUCAGACCCUUCUCUGAGCGAAGCAGAUAAAAGGAUGUGGCCAUUGCUUUCCUUGGUUUAUAGGACUUGGUGCUUUGGAGGACAGGCAGUCAUGGGGCCACAGACGCAAGUAGGCCAGAGGGUAGGCACACCAUCUGUACCACAGCAUCACCUGCAGUCACUGGAAUGGGGCAGGUCCCACCAUACAGGGUGCUUUGUGAUACUCUUCUUUCUUUUGUCUGGAACAAUUCUUGUGCAUGAUUUUGUGCGUAGAACCCCUUUUGGAGAAUGUGCCAUCAUUUACCUUCCACACCUGCCCCCCGAUCUUUCACAGGGCCCUUGGAUUAUGGGGCUGGACAGCAGGAUGUGCUCAGCACAUGCCUUCUGUGUCCUCAGCAGAGGCCCAGCAGGUCUGGGAGCACGGUUACAUGGUACCCGUGACUCAGAGGUGGGGCCCGGUCCCAACCCCUCCCAAUCUUUUAUGGUAGAGUUCUGAGGGUCUCUUCUCUCUGGGGCCUGGAGAGGAGUUUCUUGCUGGCGGUGACUGCAGUCUGCUUCCAGGCACUGAUCAGGAUCAAGGCUGAGAAUUGCUACGCAGUUGGUGUUCUCCUCCCCUCACCCCCAGCUCUUCCACUCCUUCAUGUAACCUCUGCCCUGGCCCUCCCAGUGCCGGCAGCCUUAUCUCCACUCGGACCUCAAGACCUUGCCUGCUGGUCUUGAUGGAGGAUGGGGCAAUGGCAGCACCAUCCUGCAGCCAUGCCCCCCAACCUCUACCCCAGGACAAUGCAGCCAGACCAAGGAUGUGAAGUGAAAAGGCGAAGCUGUAGGCCAUGGGGAGGUUGGGAGGUGUUGCUCUGGCAGAGACCAGGGACCCUGGUUAGCUCAGGUGGGCAGGUGCUGAGCCCUGUUUGGGCCCUGGCUCAUGGAACUGGACUGAUGGUGAGACAGGGAGCCCCAGAAAGAGGGGCUCCGUGGGACUGAAACUCCAUGGAGUGGUAGUAGAUUGAACAAGAGUUUUUUGGUCACAUUUGGGACAAGCUGGGUUAAAUGGUGCUGAUGGAGCUCUUACGACAGGGGGUUUGGGGGCCUUGGGUCUGUAAGCAAUAUGGGCAGGGCCUCUCUGAUAGCCCCCUGUUAUUAUGAUGCAACACACUUUAGGUCCUGGUCCACCCAGGAACCAGUGUUGGAAAUCUAUGGUUUUGGUACGUUGGAGAGCCUGGAAGGGGGACCUUCAGGCCCCCAGCAAGGACCCGCAGGCAUGGGCUAACCAUCCCACACAUACCCUGCACACAUGAUACCUGGUGGGUGGAAGGGCCACACUUCUGGCAGUGUGAAGCAAUGUGCAAAUUUAACCUUUGGGUUUAUGACUCUAUUUCUUUGCAGCAAAUGUCACGGGAAAUGUCAGGCUGAGGCUGAAGCUGGUGAGGAGCCCAUCGAGGAAGGGUGUGGAGUGCUGAGGGGCUCAGGCCAAGGGAGCCAGCUGCUGGCCUGGGUGCUGUGGCUACAGGCAUGGAGAGUGGCAGCACCAUGCCCGGGAGCCUGUGUAUGCUACAAUGAGCCCAAGGUGACAACAAGCUGCCCGCAGCAGGGCCUUCAGACCGUGCCCGUUGACAUCCCAGCCGCCAGCCAGCGUGUCUUCCUGCAUGGCAACCACAUUGCACAUGUGCCGGCUGCGGGCUUCCGUGCCUGCCGCAACCUCACCAUCCUGUGGCUGCACUCAAAUGCGCUGGCCCGAAUUGAUGCUGCUGCCUUCACUGGUUUGGCCCUUCUUGAGCAGCUGGACCUCAGUGACAACGCACAGCUACAUGCUGUGGACCCCGCAACAUUCCGUGGCCUGGGCCGCCUACACACACUGCAUCUGGACCGCUGUGGCCUACAGGAACUGGGCCCCGGGCUGUUCCAUGGCCUCACUGCCCUGCAGUACCUGUACCUGCAGGACAAUGGGCUGCAGGCUCUGCCUGACGAUGCCUUUCGAGACCUGGGCAACCUCACUCACCUCUUCCUGCAUGGCAACCGCAUCCUCAGUGUGCCUGAGCGCGCCUUCCGUGGCUUGCACAGCCUUGACCGCUUGCUGCUGCACCAGAACCGCGUGGCCCACGUGCACCCACACGCCUUUCGUGACCUUGGCCGCCUCAUGACGCUCUACUUAUUUGCCAACAACCUCUCAGCACUGCCCUCAGAGGCCCUGGCACCCCUGCGCACUCUGCAGUACCUGCGGCUCAACGACAACCCUUGGGUAUGUGACUGCCGGGCACGCCCGCUCUGGGCCUGGCUGCAACAGUUCCGUGGCUCCUCAUCCGAGGUGCCCUGCAGCCUACCCCUGCGCCUGGCUGGGCAUGACCUCAAGCGCCUGGCUGCCAGUGACCUGGAGGGCUGUGUAGUUGCCGCAGGGCCCUUCCGUCCCAUCCGGACCAGCGGGCCUGCCGAUGAGGAGGUGCUGCGGCUGCCCAAGUGUUGCCAACCGGAUGCGGCAGACAAGGCCUCAGUGCUGGAAGGCAGGAGCCCAGCUUCAGCAGGCAACUCACUUAAGGGACGUGUGCCAUCUGGCGACAACCCACCCAGCAACGGCUCUGGCCCACGGCACAUCAAUGACUCUCCCUUUGGGACCCUGCCUGGCUCAGCCGAGCCCCCUCUGAGCGCUCUGCUGCCUGAGGGCCCCGAACCACCAGGAUCCCCCACCAUGGGCCCUCGAAGGAGGCCAGGCUGUUCCCGCAAGAACCGCACCCGCAGCCAAUGCCGUCUGGGCCAAGCAGGCAGUGGGGGUGGAGCAGCCAGCGAUGCAGAGGGCUCCAGCGCCCUGCCCAGCCUCUCCUGCAGGUUCACUUCCCUGGGCAUCUCGCUGGUGCUGUGGAUGGUGCUCAGGCCCUGCUGACCAACCACCAAGAUCUCAAAGCCUCUGUCAGAGGCCAGGUGUGUGUACAUAUGAUGUCCCCUCCACACCACCAGCCAGCGUCGGGCAACAGUCCCUGAUGGUCAGCCAGGCCCUUGCUGACUGACACCUCCUGCCCACCCCUCCCAUCUCCACCCCAUCAUGUUUACAGGGUGUGGUGGUAGCGUUUGUUCCAGAACGCAGCCUCCCGCUCAGAUCUCAAAAUAUAGAGAGAUGCAUUUUAUUUUACUUGUGUAAAAAUAUUGGACGACAUGGAAUAAAGAGCUCUUUUCUUAAUCUGUUACUUCUCAGGCUAGGGGUGCUGGAGGUGAUGAGGUGAGUCCUUGGAGGUGCAGGCCCUGCUCCAGUCAUGGGCACAUGGAGGCCCCAAAAGAGAAUGGAGCUGCUUGCCACAUAGGUGGGGCAGCCUGAGCUACGGGCAGCUC